AUGCCGCGAUUACUAGAAAGCGAAAUUACAAAGUAUUUAGAAACUCUUGAAGAUUCAGAAGAUGGCUUAGACGGGUCAGACUCCAAAGUAGAGGAUGAAGGUCACUAUUAUCAAACAUCUCGAGAUGUUCUUCGAGACCUUGAAAAUAGUGAUAAGGCCGGCAACGCAUCUGCAAGCCCUGCGGUGUUGCAGAUGUCCAUGGGCGGCGGUGAUCACUUUCCAUCAGAUGUUCGUCUUUUACCAGAAAACCAAGCUUAUUUUGAUUUAAAUCAAUGUAGGAGUCUUGAUUUAAAAUUAAUAAAUGCAAAAUCUAAGCUCCCUUUGAAAAAUAAAGAAACUGAAAAUAUAAAUCCAUAUGAACGUCCAGUACCUUCAACUUCUGGGACAUCUAAAGUGAUCAAAAGGAAAACCCAAAUACAAACAAAAAAACGGAAACUUGAUUAUGACAGUGACGAGGAAAAUGAAGAUAAUUAUUCACUAAGAGAUACUUCAGAUGAGGAAAUAGUCAUGUCUGAAGAUGAGGACAUGGCUUUGUGUGCCAUUUUAAAACACAGUAAAAAGUAUGAGACUGAUUAUUAUAUAAGCAACACAUUGCAAGUGUUGGAUAUUAAUGAUAAUAAUACAAAUCUAAACAACGAGACUAGUUUAAGUAAAAUAAAGGAUUUACACUCAAAAAUUGACGAAACGAAUAUAUCAGAACGGAAAAAUAUCGAUAUAAAUAGUAAGAAAAUUGUUGUUAUAUUGGAUACAGAUGAAAAAGAAAUUAAUGAAAAUGAAAAAGCUGAAAAUUUUUUAGUCUUCAAUAUGGGCGAAAUUGAAACAAAAGAAAAUGAAUGUAUAAAUGACCAUCAGAAAAAAGAAGGUAUAAACUCGAACUUGAACAAUAUUGGAACAAAGGAAAGAGCAGAUAAUAUAGGUGUGAACUCGACUAAUGAACAAAUUAAAAUAAAUGAAAAAACUGAUAAACAGUAUAAAGAAAAAAAUACGUCUAUAGACUUUAAUAUGGAUAAAAUAAAAACAUUCGGAACUGAAAAGAUUAAUAAACAUAAAAAACAAGGAAGUGUGAAAGAGACUGAAAAUUUGGAUCUUAACCAAAAUGAAGAAAUUGAUAAUAUACACGAGAAAAAACAAGAAGUGAUCUCAGAAAUACAUGAAAAUGAAAAAGGAACCAUAUUUUACGAAAACCAAAGUGUUUUAGUUAGAUACACUCCGCGACAAAAGUAUAACCCAGCCCCC
Messenger RNA from Brenthis ino (lesser marbled fritillary), 1236 nucleotides. NCBI's taxonomy places the organism in Eukaryota, Metazoa, Arthropoda, Insecta, Lepidoptera, Nymphalidae. The record is from the annotation of a GenBank genome assembly.